AUGCAGGUUGGCCUGGCCCCCCAUAUCCUUGAAGUACGAACAAGCACAGUAGAGCUGCCUCGUCUCUGCAACGUGCGUGUCGGAGAUGACUGGCUCGCGUGCGAGGACCAACCUGGUUCGAGGCAGUUGGUUGCUGGCUCGGCCACGGUGAAGAGCCUGACCGAAGUGGUCUCUGCUGGUGGUUCUUGGAUUGAUCCAUGCCAGAAGCCUAACCUGCCUGCCGCGACCGCCAUUGCCGAGAGCCUCCAUUGUCCAAGCUCUACCGGGUGGGUAGGUAAGUAG
Messenger RNA from Clonostachys rhizophaga, 282 nucleotides. Lineage: Eukaryota; Fungi; Ascomycota; Sordariomycetes; Hypocreales; Bionectriaceae. The record is from the annotation of a GenBank genome assembly.